CAUCGACACAGUGACGGGUCACCUGUUCGGCUGGCCGGUGUCGUAUUUUCAAUAGUUGUGCGUUUAAGAAAAACAAAUGGACGUCGACGUAACGCCAGAUGUGGUUCGAGUACGUGCCGGCACAACGGCAAACAAACGCCGUAGCUGGCACGUUGCUCGCGUUGCGGCCGACAUUCAGCGCUCCCUAGCCGAACAAAGUCCUGCCAGACAACCAAGGUUCAGUUGGCACCCCAACGAUGAUUGCAGCUUGUCUUAUCAACAAGGCUCUGGUUGGGCCACAACGUCCGAUAGCGGCGGUAGAGACGAUCAGGUAGCGCAGCCGAGAGCUAGUUUCUCCAUUGCAUCGUGGGCUGAUCGUCCGGUCGCUAAAGAAAUGGACGCAAUGGUAGCCAAUUAUUCAUCGGCCGUGCAACGUGAAGACAAUAGUUCGGACGAUGAGGACAGUCCGAACGAUCGAGUGCAACCCGUUUUGAUAGUUCCGAUUGUAUUGUCCACGACAGAACCACCUGAUGUGCAAGUGCUCAAUAAUAACAAGCGAUCCACGUCUACUCUGUGUGACAACUAUAUAGAUGUCGUUGUCAAAGAAUUGCGAGAUGAACGCGAGAGUGUACAAAAGAAGACAUUUCAGAAAUGGGUCAAUUCUCAUCUGGUUCGCGUCGGAAAUCGCAUAGGGGAUCUUUAUACAGAUCUCCGUGAUGGAAAAAUGCUUUUAAAACUAUUGGAAGUUCUAUCCGGUGAACGUUUGCCGCGUCCAACCAAAGGCAAAAUGCGUAUCCAUUGUCUAGAGAACGUAGACAAAGCCCUGCAGUUCCUUCGAGAUCAGCGUGUCCAUUUGGAAAACAUGGGCUCGCACGAUAUCGUCGACGGCAGUUCUCGUUUGACCCUUGGUCUUAUCUGGACAAUCAUUCUUCGUUUCCAGAUUCAAGACAUUACGAUCGAAGAGACAGACAACCACGAGACACGUUCGGCCAAAGAUGCCCUACUAUUGUGGUGUCAAAUGAAAACGGCAGGUUACCACAACGUUAAUAUUCGAAACUUUACGACGUCGUGGCGCGACGGUUUGGCAUUCAACGCCAUUAUCCACAAACACUGCCCAGAGCUGGUUCAAUACGACAAACUGUCCAAAUCGAACGCCAUGUUCAACCUCAACAACGCCUUCAACGUGGCUGAGCAAAAACUCGGUCUGACCAAGCUGCUCGACGCCGAAGACAUUUACGUUGACCAGCCUGAUGAAAAAUCAAUCAUUACCUACGUCGUCACCUACUAUCAUUACUUUUCCAAAUUAAAGCAAGAAACCGUUCAAGGAAAACGUAUCGGCAAAGUAGUCGGACUCGCCAUGGAAAACGAUCGCAUGAUCACCGAAUACGAGACUUUGACGAGCGACUUGCUUCGCUGGAUCGAAUCAACAAUCCAAUCGUUGAGCGAACGCGAUUUUGCCAAUUCACUGGCCGGUGUCCAGCAGCAGCUGUUGCAAUUCAACAACUAUCGCACGCUGGAAAAGCCGCCCAAGUUUGUGGAAAAGGGCAACCUUGAAGUGUUGCUCUUCACUCUUCAGUCAAAGAUGAGGGCCAACAACCAGAAACCCUAUUUCCCCAAAGAAGGCAAGAUGAUCUCUGACAUUAACAAGGCCUGGGAACGUCUUGAGAAAUCGGAACACGAACGUGAGCUCACUCUCCGCGAGGAACUCAUUCGCCAAGAGAAGCUGGAACAAUUGGCUGCUCGUUUCGAUCGCAAGGCGGGCAUGAGAGAGACUUGGCUCAGCGAGAACCAGCGACUCGUUUCACAGGACAAUUUCGGAUUCGACUUGGCUGCCGUCGAAGCUGCCGCCAAGAAACACGAAGCUAUCGAGACGGACAUUCUUGCUUAUGAAGAGCGUGUUCAGGCCGUCGUAGCCGUUGCCCAGGAAUUGGAGGCAGAAAACUACCACGACAUCGAUCGCAUCAACGCCCGUAAAGACAACGUUCUCCGUCUGUGGCAGUAUCUCCUUGAACUGCUUAGAGCCCGUCGUAUGCGUUUAGAACUUUCCCUCCAACUGCAGCAAAACUUCCAGGAAAUGCUGUACAUCCUGGAUUCGAUGGAAGAGCUCAAAGUCCGUCUCCUUUCGGAAGAUUAUGGCAAACAUUUGAUGGGUGUCGAGGACUUGCUGCAAAAGCAUGCCCUAGUCGAAGCCGACAUCAAUGUUUUGGGAGAGCGUGUCAAGAUGGUUGUUCAACACUCUCAGCGAUUCUUGGAAACCGAAGCUACCGGUGGAUUCGGCCCGUGUGACCCCGCCAUUAUUGUCGAUCGCGUCCAGCAACUCGAGGAUGCUUAUGCCGAACUGGUCAAAUUGGCCGUCGAACGCCGUGCUCGCUUGGAAGAAAGCCGUAAACUUUGGCAGUUUUACUGGGACAUGGCAGAUGAAGAAAAUUGGAUCAAAGAAAAGGAACAGAUAUUGUCGACUGGAGAUAUUGGUCAUGAUUUGACUACUAUUCAUCUACUCAUCUCCAAACACAAGGCGCUCGAAGAAGAUAUUGCCAGUCAUGAGCCGGCCCUUUAUUCGGUAGUCAAUGUCGGCGAAGAACUUAUUCAACAGGAACAUUUCGGCUCGGAAAAGAUUCAAGAACGCAUCACAGAGAUGGUAGAUAUGUGGAAUCACCUAUGCGAAACGGCCGCCUACCGACGCAAGCGUUUGGAGGAAGCCGUCAGCUAUCACCAGUUUUUCACUGAUGCCGAUGAUGUUGACACCUGGAUGCUGGAUGUUUUGCGUCUGGUUUCCAGCGAAGAUGUCGGCCGUGACGAGGCCAACGUCCAGUCACUCCUCAAGAAGCACAAGGAUGUUACCGAGGAGCUUAAGAAUUAUGCAUCCACUAUUGAUGCCCUUAAGGAACAGUCUGAAGAACUCGGUGAACAGGAUCGUACCUCCGCCGAAGUCGUGGAACGUUUGGCCAGCAUUGAACGUCGCUAUAGGGAGCUGAUGGAAUUGGCUAAAUUGCGGAAACAACGUUUGCUAGAUGCCCUCUCGCUAUACAAACUGUUUUCUGAAGCUGACGGAGUCGAACAGUGGAUCGGCGAGAAGGAACGUAUGUUGGAAACGAUGGUACCAGCCAAGGACAUUGAAGACGUAGAGGUCAUGCGUCAUCGUUAUGAUGGCUUUGAUCGGGAGAUGAAUGCCAAUGCUUCCCGUGUGGCAGUCGUCAAUCAGCUUGCCCGCCAGUUACUCCAUGUUGAACACCCGAACUCGGAAGACAUCGUUGCCCGUCAAAAUCAACUUAACGCUCGCUGGGCCGAGCUUCGCGACCGAGCGGAAGCCAAGAGGGACGAACUUCAGUCUGCCCACGGUGUCCAGACUUUCCAUAUCGAAUGCCGUGAAACCAUCCUGUGGAUCGAGGACAAGAUUCGCAUUCUGCAAUCCACCGACAGUCUGGAGAUGGAUCUGACUGGCAUCAUGACGUUGCAACGUCGCUUGUCUGGCAUGGAACGUGACCUUGCCGCCAUCCAAGCCAAACUAGACUCGCUUGACAAGGAAGCCGAAAAGAUUGGCGUGGAGCAUCCAGAAGAAGAUGCGGUUAUCCACGAACGUCUGGGACAGAUCCGCUCCGUUUGGGAGAACUUGACUCAGAUGCUGAAGGAACGCGAUGCCAAGUUGGAGGAGGCCGGCGACCUGCACCGUUUCCUGCGUGACUUGGAUCACUUCCAAGCUUGGUUGACCAAGACCCAAACAGAUGUUGCCUCUGAAGACAUCCCUGCUUCUUUGGCGGAAGCCGAGAAGCUUUUGAGCCAGCACCAGGGCAUUCGUGAAGAGAUUGACAACUACACAGAUGACUAUUCGCGUAUGAUGGACUAUGGUGAGCGUAUCACAGCCGAAGAGACAGCAUCUGAUGACCCGCAGUACAUGUUUUUGCGCGAGAGACUCAAGGCCCUUCGCGAUGGCUGGGAGGAAUUGCACCAGAUGUGGGAGAACCGCCAGCAAUUGCUCUCGCAGUCUCUCAACCUCCAAAUGUUUUUGCGCGAUGCCAAGCAAGCAGAAGUUCUUCUGGCUCACCAGGAGCACGUCCUGUCCAAGGAUGAAAUGCCAGCCAAUUUGGAGCAAGCAGAAAAUGCCAUCAAGCGCCACGAAGCAUUCCUUACCACCAUGGACGCAAACGACGACAAGGUCAAUAACGUGAUCCAGUUCGCCCAGCGCUUGGAGGAUGAAGGCCAUUUCGCGGCCGACAAAGCCCAGCGUAAGGCCGAAAACAUUAGCGAACGCCGUGAGGCUAACCGCCAGCGUGCCGUCCAGCUUAUGGAGAAGCUUCGCGAUGCCCUUCAGCUUCAACAGUUCUUGCAAGACUGCGAAGAGCUUUCCGAAUGGAUCCAAGAGAAGAACAUCAUCGCCCAAGACGAGACCUAUCGUAGUGCCAAGACUGUCCACUCGAAAUGGACUCGCCAUCAGGCCUUCGAGGCUGAAAUUGCCUCUAACAAAGAUCGACUUUACCACAUCCAACAAUCUGGAGAGCAAUUAAUCAAUGAAAAACCAGAGAUCAUCUCCACUAUCGAACCACGCAUCCAGGAGUUGAGUCACCAGUUUGACGACCUAGAGAGGACGACACGCGAAAAGGGCGAACGCUUGUUCGACGCCAAUCGUCAAGUCCUCUACGAGCAAACCUGCGAUGACAUCGAUACCUGGAUGUCUGACCUGGAGAAACAGAUGGUGACUGGCGGCACUGGCGAAGAUUUGGCCUCCGUCAACAUCUUGAUGCAGAAGCAGCAGAUGAUUGAAACGCAGAUGGCAAUCAAGGCUCAGCAAGUGUCCGAGUUAGGCGCCCAGGCUGAAUAUUUGGAACGUAUGACGCCCGAAAAGGUGGAAGACAUUCAACAAAAGAAGGAAGCCGUCGAAAGAAGAUUCGACGAACUUAAAGCACCUCUAAUCAAGCGGCAACGCGACUUGGAAAAGAAGAAGGAAGCAUACCAGUUCCGACGAGAUGUCGAAGACGAGAAAUUGUGGAUCGCCGACAAAAUGCCGCUAGCCACUGCCAGCGACAAUGGCAACUCGCUCUUCAACGUCAACGUUUUGAAGAAGAAGAAUCAGUCAUUGAGAACAGAGAUCGACAACCAUGAACAGCGCAUUCACAUGGUUUGCAACAACGGACAAAAGUUGAUCGACGAGGAACACGCCGAUGCCCAAGAGUUCUCCACACUUAUCGAAGAAUUGCUCGACACUUGGCAGACUCUGAAAGAUGCCAUGGAUAGCCGACGAGCCAAACUUUUGGCUUCCGAACGCGCCCAGCAAUACUUCUUCGAUGCCAGUGAAGCCGAAUCCUGGAUGAGCGAACAAGAGCUCUACAUGAUGGUGGAAGACCGCGGCAAGGACGAAAUUUCCGCUCAGAACUUGAUGAAGAAACACCAGACUUUGGAGUUAGCCGUUGAGGAUUAUGCCGAGACUAUCCGGCAGCUAGGAGAGACAUCCACUCAGCUUAUUGCUGAAGGCCACCCCGACAGCGACCAAAUUGCCGUGCGGCAAGCUCAGGUCGACAAACUGUAUGCUGGCCUUCGCGAUUUGGCCCAGGAGCGUCGUGCCAAGCUGGAAGAAGCACUGCAGCUUUUCAUGCUCAGUCGCGAGGUCGAUGAUCUACGUCAAUGGAUUGCCGACCGUGAAGUCGUCGCCGGCUCUCACGAACUCGGUCAGGAUUACGAUCAUGUCACGCUCCUUUGGGAACGCUUCAAAGAAUUUGCCAGAGACACAGAGACGAUCGGCACUGAACGUGUGGCUGCUGUUAACGAGAUCGCCGAUCAGCUGAUGGGUGCACGCCAUUCCGACGCUGCUACUAUCGCUGAAUGGAAAGACGAUCUGAACGAAGCUUGGGCCGAUCUGCUCGAGUUGAUCGACACCAGAACACAAAUGUUGGCUGCCUCACGCGAGCUUCACAAGUUCUUCCACGACUGCAAGGACGUGCUGGGUCGCAUUGUCGAGAAACAGAACACCCUCUCCGACGAACUUGGAAGAGAUGCCGGUUCCGUCUCUGCUCUUCAGCGAAAACAUCAGAACUUUAUCCAGGAUCUUCAGACGUUACAAAGUCAAGUUCAGGGCGUCCAAGAAGAUUCACAACGACUACAAACGGCUUACGCCGGAGACAAGGCUCGCGAAAUCACAGGGCGCGAAGGCGAAGUUGUGAACGCCUGGCUCCAGCUGCAAGCUUUGUGCGAAGGCAGACGACAAAAAUUAGCCGACACUGGUGACCUUUUCCGUUUCUUCUCCAUGGUACGCACCCUCGUCCUGUGGAUCGAUGACCUCAUUCGCCAGAUGAACACGACCGAAAAACCACGUGACGUGAGUGGCGUGGAGCUCUUAAUGAACAAUCAUCAGAGUCUGAAGGCUGAAAUCGAUGCUAGAGGAGACAAUUUUUCAGCAUGUAUUGCUCUAGGCAAAGAACUCUUGUCUAGAGGACAUUACGCCACUAACGAGAUCAAAGAGAAACUGGUAACCCUCACCAACCAACGCAAUUCCAUGCUGCACCGAUGGGAGGAACGUUGGGAACACCUCCAGCUCAUUUUGGAAGUCUACCAAUUUGCCCGCGACGCUGCUGUUGCUGAAGGAUGGUUGAUGGCGCAAGAAUCCUACCUGAUGAGUCACGAAUUGGGACACACCAUUGAUGAGGUGGAAAAUUUGAUCAAGAAACACGAAGCGUUUGAGAAAUCUGCGGCCGCCCAAGAAGAACGUUUCGCUGCCCUCGAGAGAUUGACGACGAUGGAAUGCAUUUUGCAUGGUGAUCAUGUUGGUGGUGGUGAUGGUUCGGGUGCUUUGGUCGGCAACCAUCCUAGUUGGCAUCCAGGUUACUUUCAUCCUGUAGUGGGCCCUCCAUUCAGGAGUUUACUCCGCUCCAUUAGCGAUCAAACACCUAGUCCGGCUUGCAUUAAGGAACUGCUCGAGGAAUCGACGUUCCACCAUGAAGACGAUCCUUCCUUAAUCUCUAACAAUACUUCCGCCUCCUCGUCCCUCCAUUUAUCCCGCCUUUCCCACUCCUCCUGUGUUUCGGAUACGUCCUCAUCCUCGUCAUCCGACGCGUCGGCUUCGGGCGACAAGUUGAAGAAGCGUCGUAAAUACAGGAGAAAAAGGAGCAUCAAACGACAAAAGAUGGCGCUUAAAAACAGCCAAGAUGGAUCUUCCGGCAAGGCGGAAUCGCCUAGUGCCGCGUAUUGUGAAGAAUGGAUCUAUAGUACAUCCAAUCAGCAGGAGGUAAACAAACGACUUACCUUUGCCGGUCUGAGCGAAGCUGAGCAAAGUGAAUUUUGCGAUGAGCCGCCAGUCAGGAGGAACAGCCUCGACAGUGACGUUAAGAAGAGGCCGAAAAAGAAUACGAGUUGGUUGAACAUCUGGCAAAAUUUAUUGCGGAUUAGUUCCAAACCGACGAAAAAGGUUCAAGAACCAAUCGCUGUCGAAAUCAAUCCCGCCGGUGGCAGGAUCUCCAUCUUGCCUUCGAUUUCCGAAGGCGGGCCAUCCGAAACACAGUCUGCCCACUCCAUUCCCUCCAUCACCAAUUGUUCUGUAGCACCUUCCUCUGCUUCUGGUAGUCUAACUGCAUGUAUUGCACAAACUAACACUACUAGUCCAAAGUACGAGUUGAAAGAAUUGAAACGACGCCAAGAAGACGAUGAACGACAAAGGGCCGAAGAGUUGGCUGCCCAGCAAGCUGCUCUGGCUGCAAUUCAUUCUCCACCCGAAGGAACAAAUCAAGACCAAACCGACGGAGACACAUCGCCAUCUGAGCCUAUAUCUGGCAGUACCGAUAAGGAUCCGACGACAGAAGCCACCGAAGGAAGGGCUUCACCUAAAGCUGAACAAGCUAAGCCGGCCCCAGUGCAUGCCAAGGUUGAUGCAACCUCUUCGCCUUCCUAUUCCACUUCUCGACAGACCGUACCAGUGUCGCCUAGUAGCCCGGCAGAUCCAUCGACAACCGCAUCGUCGACCAGUCGUUCGGCCAGGCCGUCAGCAUCGUCGCGUACGCCCACCACCAUCACAACCACAACCAGUCCGCCAAAAGGCAAAGGAUCUCGAUCCCGUUCCAAGUCCCCAUUCCGCUCCUUCCGCUGGAAAAAGUCUUCGAAAAGCCAACUUCCCUCUGGCGGUGGAAGUGCUUCCGAUGACGAAGCAGGUUACGAUGAUGAAGAAGAGCGCCGCAGUUCAGUAGCUGGCGGAGACGACGUCUACGAGGGCACGGUCAACCGCAAACACGAAUGGGAGUCCACUACCAAGAAAGCUUCCAGUCGAUCUUGGGACAAAGUCUAUUUGACUUUGCGCCAAGGCGAUUUGGCUGUUUACAAAGAUCAAAAAUGCGCCAGAGCGACUCCUGACGUUUACUAUCGCAACGAAAGUCCAUUGGACAUUCGCACGGCCGCAGCUGAUGUGGCUGCUGACUAUACUAAGAAGAGACACGUCUUCCGUCUCAAGUUAGCAAAUGGUGGCGAAUAUCUAUUCCAAGCCAAGGAUGACGAAGAAAUGAACGGAUGGGUCAGCAAGCUCCAAGCUUCCACCACCGCCGCGGUCGAGAGCGCGGGAUCAUCACGUGCCCAAACGAUGCCUGCCCAGGCAACGAAAGAAGAGCCUAAGAAACGAAGCUUUUUCACGCUGAAGAAGAAAUAAUCAAGAACCAUCCGCAAAUAAUACCCCGA
Messenger RNA from Daphnia carinata, 8625 nucleotides. It is a transcript of the gene beta-Spec, whose product is annotated as spectrin beta chain-like. Gene Ontology annotation, cellular component: cell junction; cortical actin cytoskeleton; plasma membrane. Gene Ontology annotation, molecular function: actin filament binding; phospholipid binding. Lineage: Eukaryota; Metazoa; Arthropoda; Branchiopoda; Diplostraca; Daphniidae. The record is from RefSeq and is a predicted model, not a curated record. The coding region runs from base 77 to 8596 and encodes 2839 amino acids. Gene Ontology annotation, biological process: actin cytoskeleton organization; neuron development. The transcript is spliced from 26 exons.